Messenger RNA from Lampris incognitus (smalleye Pacific opah), 2824 nucleotides. RefSeq names its product Rab9 effector protein with kelch motifs (gene rabepk). Bases 182 to 1291 code for a protein of 369 amino acids. The record is from RefSeq and is a predicted model, not a curated record. Gene Ontology annotation, molecular function: protein binding. NCBI's taxonomy places the organism in Eukaryota, Metazoa, Chordata, Actinopteri, Lampriformes, Lampridae. The transcript is spliced from 8 exons.
UUCUAGUUAAUGAACGCACUAUUAGUACUCGCGGAGGUUUUUCUCUAAGAAGGUUUUUCUUGUGGUGAUUUUCCUUAUUGGAGUAGUGGGUCUAAGGAGAGGCGGUGUCGUGGGUGUAGGCUGUGUAUCCCUGCUUGUAAAGUCCUUUUCCACUACGUUGUAAAUUGGACUUUACAAAUACAUGUUGCCUGGGAGUUCACACCGGCAUAAAAAGAAUGAUCGCAGGAACAUAUCAGCCAUGGAAUUUCUCCCAGUUCUUGACCCGACAGAUAAACCAAGAGAAGGAAUAUGGUAUUCCUUGAUACCGAGGGGAGGCGGUCCAGGUGUUGGUGUAGGCCACACCUGCUCCUACAUACCCUCUGGUGAUAAAAGCAGGGGGGAAAUUGUAAUUGUUGGUGGAGCCAACCCCAGCGGCAGUUUCACGCAAACUUAUGUCAUAAAUCUAGACAAUUAUGAAUGGGACAUUCCAGAGUGGGACGGUUUGGAGGCCAGGUAUGAACACUGCAGCUUUGUGCCAGAGAGCUGCCCACAGAGCCUGUGGGUGUUUGGUGGGGCACAGCAGAGUGGCAAUCUCAACUGUAUCCAGACCCUACCAUUCAAAGAUGGUGGGUCACGCUGGAGGAAUGUGUUGGUCGGUGGGAAACCUCCCUGUCCCAGGACGUACCAUACCAACUCAGCCUGCAUUGGGGACAAUCUUUAUGUCUUUUCUGGUGGGGAAGCAGGGGCUUCCCCCGUCUCAGAUCCUGUACUUCAUGUCUUUGAUACAGUGUCCUGUUCCUGGUCACAGCCUGAAACACAAGGCAAACAACCCCCUGCCAGGCACGGUCACAUUAUAAUAGCACUAGGCUCAGAGAUCUACAUUCAUGGAGGCAUGGCUGGAGACAAAUUCUAUAGUGACAUGUACACACUGGACACGGGUAAAAUGAAGUGGGAGAAAGUACAGACCAAAGGAGACACCCCACCAGGUGUAGCAGCUCAUUCUGCUGUAGCAUUGGGCAAGAACAUCUAUGUCUUUGGAGGAAUGACUUCAGAUGGAGCCAGCAACUCCAUGCACAGAUUUCACACUGAAAAAAGACAAUGGAGCCUCAUGACAUUUCAAGGGGAUAUGCCACCAAAUCGUUUAGACCAUUCAAUGUGUUUACUACCAUGGAAGGUUUUUACUGAAGAUGAGGUUGGUCAGGCCAGGGACUCAGCUGUUGUUGCAGAGACACUUCACUUGGCAUUUAUAUUUGGAGGGAUGGACACUGAUGGAGUCUUGCAUAGUGACUGUGUUGCAACUAUGAUAACAUAGUGUAAUGUACUAAUGUGCCCGAAAUGUAUAUACUGCAACUUGACAAGUUUGUAUUAAUGUUUAACCAAAUAUUAGUGUACACUGAUGGGGUUUUUUUCCAAUGAAGAAGAAAGAAAGCUACUUUAUUUUUGUCAUUGUACCGGUUACAACACUAAUCCUAUUGUAUAGGAGCAGUCGGCAGCUACAGCAACUUCAAUGGCUACAUAACCUUAAUUUCGUUGUCACCUGGGAUUACGCUACCCUAAGGUAACAGUAACUUAAUGUAUUACAUGGCACGGUGGCCCAGUGGUUAGCACUGUUGCCUCACAGCGAGAAGGUCCUUAGUUCAAACCUCAGGCUGUACCAGGUCCUUUCUGCGUGGAGUUUACAUGUUCUCCCCAUGUCUGUGUGGGUGUUCUCCCACUAUCAAAAAGACAUGCAUAUUAGGGUUAAUACUCCUGCCUGUGCCCUUGAACAAAGCAAUGGAAAGAAGAACUGGAGUUGGUUCCCAGGCGCUGCAGCUGCCCACUGAGUAGAGAGAGACAGGAAAGGCAGGUGAUGACAUGCAACAAAGGGCCCAGGCUGGAUUUGAACCCAGGCCGCUACGGUAAGGACACAGCCUUAUGUGGUACGCGCUCUGCCAGGUGAGCCACCAGGGUGCCCCAUUUUGACACUUUUCUGCCAUUACUAUCCAUAGUUGUAGACUGAAAGAGAUGGUUAAUGCCAAAUACUUGUUGCCACACUCCUAGAUCCUAUUAAAUCAUUUUGAAAAAUAUCUGGAUACAAAAUUAAUCAUUCAAAAUCAUCUAUAAUGUUACUUAAUGACUUAGAGAGGAAAAAUAGCCAUGUUAGAGGGGCAGCUCAGGUUGGACGGUUUGGAGACAAAGCAAGAGAGGCGAGAUUGAGAUGGUUUGGAUGUGUGGAGAAGAGAUACUGGGUAUAAUGGGAGAAGGAUGCUGAAUAUUUAGCUGCCAGGGAAGAGGAAAAGAGUAAGGCCAAAGAGGAGGUUUAUGGAUGUGGUGAGGGAGGACAUGCAGGUAGGUGGCUGGUGUGACAGAGGGAGAUGCAGAAGACAGGAAGAGAUGGAGAUGGAUGAUCCACUGUGGCGACCCCUAACGGGAGCAGCCAAAAGUAGUAGUAGUAGCUAUGAUAAAGGUUUGAUUUCAUCUUUGUGUGGCUUGUUUGAAUCUUGGUCUGAUGAAUCAUCAGAAUCAAAACUGAGUUCAUGGAAGGAAGAUAUAGAUGUUGAAAUAUCUUUAGAAGACUGGAGUAAGACAUGUAGGAAGGCUCAGAGACAGACAGUCAACAGUAGCUUGAAACUUAUACAGUAUAAAUGGCUGAUGCGUACAUAUAUAACUCCUGUUAAAUUGCGCAAGUUUAAUGAUAACAUUCCUGAUAUCUGUAUCAAGUGUAAUGAGGCACGAGGGACACUAUACCACCAACCAUCACUUACAAAGCAAAGAGUUUAAAUGCAUAGAAAUGUGUAUAUUGCAAGCUAAACAUAUAAUGGCUCUUAAUUGGAAAAUGUAAAUGGGCCAAGGAUCUGAAUGUGGA